UACCUUUCAUCUUUAAAAGAGAAGAAUCCGUUUGUAGAGGAGCCAAACGCCAGAGGAGCUUCUCCUGCGCCCAGGGCAGCUAAGAACGUGAUCCGCGGUGUAUCGCCAGCGCCACCUUCCCAUGGCAUCUGGACCCAGCAUGAUGAAUCCCAUCUGUCUGGUGAAAAGACAGAACAGCCAGAUGACAGUAAAUCCAAAUGCACUGAAGAUUCUCGAGCAGAUAUCUCAGCCUGUGGUGGUGGUGGCCAUUGUAGGGCCAUAUCGGACGGGAAAGUCCUACUUGAUGAACCGCCUGGUGGGACAGAACCAUGGUUUCUCUCUGGGCUCCACGGUGAGGUCUGAAACGAAGGGCAUCUGGAUGUGGUGCGUGCCCCACCCCUCCAAGGAGAGCCACGCCCUGGUCCUUCUGGACACCGAGGGCCUGGGUGAUGUGGAGAAGGGUGACUCUAAGAGUGACUUGUGGACUUUCGCCCUGGCCGUGCUUCUGAGCAGCUGCUUUGUCUACAACAGCAUGAGCACCAUCAACCACCAGGCCCUGGAGCAGCUGCACUACGUGACCGAACUCACAAAUCUGAUCAGGACAAAAUCCCUGUGCAGCUCUGAUGAUGGAGAGGACUCAGCCGAUUUUGUGAGAUUCUUUCCAGACUUCAUUUGGACUGUACGGGAUUUCACACUGGAGCUGGAGUUAGAUGGAUGCCCCAUCACUGAAGAUGAGUACCUGGAGAAUGCCUUGAGGUUGAUUCCAGGCAAGGAUCCCCAAGUCCAACAUUCCAACAUGCCCAGAGAGAUGAUCAGGAGUUUCUUUCCAAAACGGAAGUGCUUUGUCUUUGACCGGCCUGUCAGAGACAGAAAACUACUAGUCUGUAUUGAGGACGUGCCAGAUGACCAACUGGAUGAGAGUUUUCAGAUGCAGUGCCAGGAUUUCUGUUCCUAUGUCUUCACCCACGCAAAAGCCAAGACCCUAGGAGAGGGGAUCACGGUCACUGGGGGAGGGCUGGGGACACUGGUAGUGGCCUAUGUGGACACCAUCAACAGUGGGGCAGUUCCUUGUUUGGAGAACGCAGUGAUGACUCUGGCAGAGCGUGAGAACUCAGUGGCCGUGGAGAAGGCAGCCGCCCACUACAGCGAGCAGAUGGCCCAGCGCGUGACCCUCCCCACGGACACGCUGCAGGGGCUGCUGGAUGUGCACGCGGCCUGCGAGAGGGAAGCCAUCGCAGUCUUCAUGGAGCACUCCUUCAAGGAUGACAAGCGGGAGUUCCAGAAGAAGCUUGUGGGCACCAUCCAGAAAAAGAAGGAAGAAUUCUUGGUGCAGAAUGAAGAGGCCUCUGUCAAAUACUGUCAGGCUGAGCUUCAGAAGCUUUCAGAGCCCUUGACUGAACAUUGUUUGAAAGGAACUUUCUUUGCUCCUGGAGGACACAAGCUUUACUUAGAAGCAAGGGACAAGCUGGAACAGGGCUAUAUGCUGGUGCCCAGGAAAGGAGUCAAGGCAAACGAGGUCCUGCAGAGCUUCCUGCAGUCCCAAGCAGGAGUGGAGGAAGCCAUCCUGCAGGCAGACAAAGCCCUCACUGAUGGGGAGAAGGCUGUGGCAGUCGAACGUGCCAAGAAGCAGGCAGCUGAGAGGAAGCAAGAAUUACUAAAGGAGAAACAGAAUGAGGAAGAGCAAAAACUGGCAAUGCAGGAGCAAAGCCUCAAGGAAAACCUAGCACAGCUGGAAGAGAAGAUGGAUAGAGAGAGAGAAGACCUUCUGAGACAGCAGGAGAGGGUCCUGGAGCACAAGCUGAAGACACAAGAAGAACUACUUAGAGACGGAUUUAAAAAGAAUUCUGAGGCGUUAACUAGUGAAAUAAGUAAACUAAAAGAAGACAUUGAAACAACCAAAAACAAUUACCCCUUCAAGAUGUCAGAGGCCCUUGAUGCGGCGAGCAUCACCUUAGUUGCAGUGCUACCCGGGCCUUAUAAAGCAGCUGGUUUGGGGCUGAAAAUGCUCAGUGAGGCUCUUAAAAGGUCUGAGAACUCCUCUUAAGUAUAUUUUGGAAGAUUUCUUAUGUUUGAAUAGAGUAACAGUGUAGCUCAUUUAAAAAAUAUGUGUCAUGGUAGUUUUGUUCAAGGAAAGUUUAAACAUAAAAAAUGAUUACCAAAGAGUUACCAAAGUGAUUACCAGGGCCUGAUGUCAAAAAGAACGAAAAAAUGGAUUGAAUUAGUUAAUUUGAAGAAAUAGGAAAAAAGUGGAAAGAUGAUGAAUUAGAGAAAAGUUUUCAGAAAAGCAAAACAACAAACAGUAAGAGGAAUUAUGUUCACCGUCGGUGAUACCAGCAUGGAGGUCACCUUUUUAAACUAUAGCAGUCCCUGAAGACUCAGUGAGGAGAGAGCAAAAUCCACAUUUUUUAAAAUCAGCAAAAAUAUAUGAAGAGAAUAAAAGUGUUUAACUUCACUGACUCUGAAAAAUGUGCAAAGUAAAACUAGGAAGUUCCUGUGUCACCUCUCAGAUGGGCCAGAAAGACCUGGGUGGCCAGGACACUGGCAGGCAAGGGUUCCAGGAAACCGGCAGUGUCUGAUCUCCGCCAGGGAGAAUGCCCACGGUGUAAAUGUACAUCCAGCUUUUAAAUGCAAAUACUGUUGAUCCAGCAAGACAGCAUUUGGGAAUUCAUUUCACAGAUUUAUUGACCCAAAUGGAAAAUGGCAUAUGUAGUAGUCUGUUUGUUGCAAGACUGUUGAAAUUCCACAAGACUAGAAACAACUUUCAUGGCCUGUCACAUACUGGGGAGGUCAGUCCUCAGACACUCCUACAAAAGACCACUCUGCACUCACUGAAAUGAAAGAGGAGCUCUAUUUGUGCUAACAUGGGGAAAUCUCCAAGUUGUGUCUAUCCUCAGUGAAAAAUAAAGAUGCAGAAAGUGUG
Molecule: messenger RNA, 2899 nt
Organism: Camelus dromedarius (Arabian camel)
Lineage: Eukaryota; Metazoa; Chordata; Mammalia; Artiodactyla; Camelidae
Product: guanylate-binding protein 7
Exons: 11
Coding region: 122-2023 (633 amino acids)
Molecular function (GO): GTP binding; GTPase activity
Source: RefSeq, a predicted model, not a curated record